Sipha flava (yellow sugarcane aphid) is the source of this 5650-nucleotide messenger RNA. RefSeq names its product ankyrin-3-like. The coding region runs from base 266 to 5452 and encodes 1728 amino acids. The record is from RefSeq and is a predicted model, not a curated record. Lineage: Eukaryota; Metazoa; Arthropoda; Insecta; Hemiptera; Aphididae. The transcript is spliced from 28 exons. Gene Ontology annotation, molecular function: protein binding. Gene Ontology annotation, biological process: signal transduction.
AGUGUUAGUGUCAUUAGUAGUGUUCAUUUAUUUCUUCGUACCACUUCAUUGUUUGUUUCUUCACUUAAAAUAUUGAAUUUAAUCUAUUCUAGUUGAAAUAUUAUUUUUAUUGUUAUGACUGUGUGAAAUGUUAAAUUUGAUCGGAGAUAGUGCUGUACAAUCAUGAGUGAGUUGUCAUUUCGGCAAUUCGAUUAAGAAUAAAUCAAUUUAGCAUUGACCUUUUUUGGCAAAUUGUUAAAAAUAUAUUUUGCACAUAUUUUUUAAAAUGCCGGCUGCCGAAAACGGUGCAUUGCACGCAGAAAAAGAUACGGAUCGGGCACCAAUUAUUAAUGGAAUGGAAACAUUACCAAAAACUAAACAGGUUGAUCCUGCAACUUCAUAUUUAAGAGCUGCUAGAUCAGGAAACCUAGAAAAAGUUUUAUUAUUACUUGAAAGUAGCGGUGUUGAUGUAAAUACUGCAAAUUCUAAUGGACUUAAUGCACUUCAUUUAGCUGCAAAAGAUGGACAUGUGGAUAUUGUAAAAUGUUUAUUAAAACGAGGAUGUUCUGUAAAUUCAGUAACCAAAAAAGGGAAUUCUGCUCUUCAUAUUGCUUCAUUAGCUGGACAAGAAGAAAUUGUUAAAGUAUUAGUGGAAAACAAUGCUUCUAUAAAUAUACAAUCACAUAGUGGCUUCACUCCACUUUAUAUGGCUGCUCAAGAAAAUCAUUGCAGCAUUGUUGAAAUACUUUUGAGGCAUGGCGCAAAUCAACUUUUAGUUACUGAGGAUGGAUUUUCACCUUUAGCAGUAGCUAUGCAACAAGGUCAUGAUAAAGUUGUUGCUAUACUAUUGGAAAAUGAUACUAAAGGGAAAGUAAGAUUACCAGCUCUUCAUAUAGCUGCUAAAAAAGAUGAUACCAAGGCUACCAAUCUAUUACUCCAGAAUGAUCAUAAUCCUGAUGUUACAUCUAAAAGUGGCUUUACACCAUUACACAUUGCUGCACACUAUGGUAAUAACAAUGUUGCAUCUAUGUUGGUUCAAAGAGGGGCUGAUGUAAAUUUUACUGCUAAACACAAUAUAACACCAUUACACGUUGCUGCAAAGUGGGGAAAAUUAAACAUGGUUGAUUUAUUAAUUCAAUUGGGUGCCAAUAUUGAAGCUAAGACUCGAGAUGGACUUACACCUUUACAUUGUGCAGCAAGGUCUGGACAUGAUCAUGUUAUUGAUCGCUUGUUACAAAGUAAUGCUCCUAGAACAUUAAAAACAAAGAAUGGUUUAGCUCCCUUGCACAUGGCAGCUCAAGGAGAUCAUGUUGAUGCAGCUAAAGUUCUUUUAACCUACAAAGCACCUGUGGAUGAUGUAACUGUAGACUAUCUUACCAGUUUACAUGUGGCUGCUCAUUGUGGUCAUGUAAAUGUGGCAAAAACAUUAUUAGAUCAUAAUGCUGAUCCAGAUGCUAGAGCAUUAAAUGGUUUUACUCCUUUGCAUAUAGCUUGUAAAAAGAAUCGAAUUAAAGUUGUUGAGCUUUUAUUAAAACAUGGAGCAUCUAUUGAAUCUACAACAGAAUCCGGCCUAACACCAUUACAUGUUGCCAGUUUUAUGGGUUGCAUGAACAUAGCACUUGUUUUAGUUAGUCAUGGUGCUUACCCAGAUGCUAGUACAGUUCGUGGAGAAAGUCCAUUGCAUUUGGCAGCUAGAGCUAAUCAGUCUGAUCUUGUGAGAGUUUUGGUGCGUUCUGGAGCUACAGUGGACUCUAAAGCUAGACAUGGUCAAACACCACUUCAUGUUGCAUGUCGACUUGGGCAUACUCAGAUUGCUACAUUACUUCUUCAAUAUGGUGCUUCAGUGGAUGCUACAACUACAGAUUUAUACACACCUUUACAUAUAGCAGCCAAAGAAGGACACAAUGAAGUAGCAACUGCUUUAUUAGAUAGUGGAAGUUCUUUAGUAUCAACUACUAAAAAAGGUUUUACCCCACUUCAUUUAGCAGCUAAGUACGGAAAUAUUGCCGUAGCUAGUAUGCUUUUGGAAAAAGGUGCACCUGUUAAUUCUCAAGGCAAAAAUGGUGUUACACCGUUACAUGUGGCUAGUCACUAUAACCACCAAGAUACGGUUUUCUUACUUCUUGAUAAUGGAGCAUCACCACACAUAGCUGCUAAAAAUGGUCAUACACCGUUGCAUAUAGCUGCUAAAAAGAAUCAGUUGGAUGUUGCUUCUACACUGUUGAUGAGCCAGUCAGAUGCGAAUGCUGAGUCUAAAGCUGGGUUUAGUCCGUUACACCUGAGUGCACAGGAAGGUCAUGAACAAAUGUCAAAACUACUACUGGAACACAAGUCCGACAUCAAUCUACAGUCAAAGAAUGGAUUGACACCAUUACAUCUUUGUGCUCAAGAGGAUAAAGUAAAUGUGGCAAUUAUAUUAGUUGACAAUAAUGCUAAUAUAAAUGCAACAACUAAGACUGGUUUUACACCUUUACAUGUAGCAUGUCAUUAUGGUCAACUAAAUAUGGUAAGAUUUCUUUUGGAAAAAGGUGCCAAUGUUGAUGUUCAAACAUCAUCUGGCUAUACAGCUCUUCAUCAAGCUGCUCAACAAGGCCAUACAGUUGUUAUUACAUUAUUGCUUCAAAGCAAAGCUUCUCCGAAUAUUCAAAAUAUGCAAGGGCAAACUCCAUUAAAUAUAGCUCACAAAUUGGGAUAUGUAAGUGUUGUAGAAACGUUAAAAGUAGUUACUGAAACAACUAUAAUAACUACAACUACUAGUACCAUUGAAGAAAAAUAUAAGGUUAUGGCUCCUGAAUCAAUGCAAGAAACAUUUAUGUCUGACUCUGAAGAUGAAGGAGGUGGUGAUGAUGUCUUGUCGGUGAUCAUGAACGAUUACGGCAAGCCGACACAUGCGCAACAUAUUUAUCUUCCAUACUAUCAAGGUCGAAAUGUUCUACAUGAAGAUCCAAUGUUGAAUGAUACACACCAGUAUCGUUACAUGACUGUUGAUGAUAUGAAAUCAUUAGGAGAUGAUUCUUUAAAAAUUGAUGUUACUAGGGAUGAAAAGACAGAUAUGGCUAAUGAUUCAGGUGUCGUUAACGAAUAUGUUAGUAAUACACAUUAUAUUUCGCCCCAGUAUUCGCCAAAUCCUUCUGGGGGUAGUAUACUAUCUGAUAACAUUGAUAUCUGUCGUUCACCUGUCAAUAUUGGGUUGGAUAGACUAGAAAGAUCAUUGGCAAUGCUCGGCCCUUGUGGAAAUACUACUGGAAUGUGGCGCGAAAGAAAAAGCCAUUGGAAAAAUUUUCUUGUGAGUUUUUUGGUUGAUGCCCGUGGUGGAGCUAUGCGAGGAUGCAGACAAUCUGGUGUAAGAGUGAUAAUUCCACCUCGAAAAGCACCAAGUCCUAUGCGAGUUACGUGUCGAUAUUUAAGAAGAGAUAAAAUGGUUAAUCCACCACCUCUUAUGGAAGGAGAAGCAUUAGCUAGUAGAAUUCUUGAACUUGGACCAGCUGGAGCCAAAUUUUUGGGACCUGUUAUUAUUGAAGUACCUCAUUUUGCUUCAUUAAGAGGGAGAGAAAGAGAACUAGUUGUGUUAAGGUCAGAAAAUGGAACAACCUGGAAAGAGCAUACAUUGGAAGCUAAUGAAGAAGCUGUACAAGAGGUACUUAAUGAUAGCUUUGAAGGAGAAGAACUUAGACAGAUUGAAGACCUCCGAACGAGUCGUAUUGAAAGAAUUUUGACAUUAGAUUUUCCACAAUAUUUUGCUAUAGUUUCAAGAUUAAGACAAGAAAUACAUCCUGUUGGUCCAGAAGGUGGAGUUAUGUCUUCUACAGUUGUACCACAGGUGCAAGCAUUAUUCCCACCCAAUGCCCUAACUAAACGCAUUAAAGUGGGCUUACAGGCACAACCUAUUCCUGUUGAAUUGGUUGCAAAAUUGUUUGGUAACCGUGUUGCAGUGUCACCUGUCGUUACUAUUGAACCUCGUAGAAGGAAAUUUCAUAAAGCUAUUACUUUGACCAUUCCUUUACCACAAGCUACUACCAAAGGAAUGAUUAAUCAAUAUUCCGGAGAUGCUCCUACGUUAAGAUUACUUUGUAGUAUGUCAGGUGGUCAGUCUAAAGCCCAAUGGGACGAUGUUACUGGAGGGACACCUUUGACUUUUGUUAAGGACUGUGUAACAUUUACUACAACUUUGUCUGCAAGAUUUUGGUUGAUAGACUGCAGAAAUGUUAGUCAAGUUAAAAAUAUAGCUACACAACUCUUUAUUGAAGCCAAUUAUGUUCCAUUUAUGGCAAAAUUUGUAGUGUUUGCUAAAAGAACAGACAUUAUGGAGGCACGUCUUAGAGUAUUUUGCAUGACGGAUGACAAAGAAGAAAAGACAUUAGAAAACCAAGAGCAUUUCAUUGAAGUAGCCAAAAGCAGGGAUGUCGAGGUAUUACAAAACAAAAAUAUAUAUGUGGAAUUUGCUGGAAAUUUAUUACCUAUAUUUAAAUCUGGUGAACAAUUGGAAUUGAAUUUUACUGCCUUUCGUGAAAACCGUUUGCCAUUCACUGUUCGUAUACGUGAUUUGGAGGAUACUAAUGUUGCUCGUAUUCUGUUCAUGCGUGAACCUAAAGUUAACAGAGGUGAUCCAGCCCAAACACCUAUAUGCGUGUUAAAUGUAACUAUUCCUGAAGAUAUUAUUAAUGAAACCUCAAAGUCGGAGUCAGAUUUAUUAAGCCUUGAUCGAAGCUACAAUUUGUAUGAGAAUGGUUUUGAACAAAUUGACACUAUACAUAGAGCAGAUAUCCGUUUAUCAGAUAUUUCAAAUAUGCUAGGUGAUAAUUGGCCUUUAUUAGCGGUUGAGUUAGGAAUUCUUCAAUCGGACAUUAGUAUUAUCCAGUCAGAAUACCCGGGUAACUCUCAACGACAGGCUAUGGUUAUGCUUAGGUUGUGGUUACAGACUUUUGGUCAGCAAGCUACUGGUAAUUCUUUGGAAAAAGCAUUGAAAACAAUUAAUCGUGAAGACAUAGUUAAUCAGUGUAUACAUAAUAUUGAAAUUGUUACUGAUGACAUGGAAAAGGCAGUAGCCAAAGUACAUUUAGAUCAGUCUGGAUUUGAUUCUUUAAAAGAGGAAUUGGGUCCAUCUAGGGAUGGUUCUCUUGGUAGGAAGUCUUCACUUUCUUACCAUAAGAAAGUCAAAAAAUCAGAAUUAAUGAAUACUGAUCAACCUAGUAGUAAUGUAGAUGAAGAGUUAGUAAAUGCUUUGAAUAAACAAAUUAUAGUUGAUGAAAAAAUGGAAAUAAAACCUAAAAUUUUUGAUGAUAAGUAUGCUGCCGAAGUUAAAGAGUAUGAUAUUAAAAAUUCCAAUGGAAUAUUGUUAAAAAUAAAUACACCACCACCUAGUCCAAUAGAAUAUUCAGAAAAGAUUGAUAAAAAUAAAACUACUUCUAAUUGUGACAAUGAUGUAGAAAUUGAUGAAAAUAUUGUAGCUUCAUGUGGAUUAUCAAGAGACUAGGUAAUUGAAGACAACCCUAGGGUUCUUUAAUAAAAAUAAAUGCUAUUAUUAAAAUUAAAAUUUUUGCUUAUGCACAAGUGUUUAUAUUAAAUCAAUGCUGAUUGUUUUUAUUUUGUGAAAAAUUGUUUAACCGUGUUCUAACCAAGCUUUACUGCUUAAUUAUAUUAGUAUUAAAUUUCAAUUUUAUUUUUAAAUUAA